CUCGAACCGGAUCUUUUCAUACUCUAUCUGCAAUUUUGGACGCCAUAGUUUUGCAUUCUAACCUUGGGCGGAUUGUUUUGUGUUUCUCAGGAGAUAAUACUUCAUUUUCGAAUAAGUAUAUUCUAUUCAACCGCCACUUGGACUUUAAAAUUUUUGCACUUCGAUUAUUCACAAACUCAGUCUCAUUUGUACCAAUGAACUAUUAAUUUAAAGUACUACAGCUUAUCGUUGAUAGUAAUAUUCCUGGGAUAAACGAUGGCUGCUAUUCGAAAGAAGCUCGUCAUUGUUGGCGAUGGAGCUUGCGGUAAGACUUGCCUUCUUAUAGUCUUUAGUAAAGAUCAAUUUCCUGAAGUUUACGUUCCAACUGUAUUUGAGAAUUAUGUAGCUGAUAUUGAAGUAGAUGGAAAACAAGUUGAGCUGGCUCUUUGGGAUACUGCAGGCCAAGAAGAUUAUGAUCGUUUGCGGCCUCUCUCAUAUCCAGACACUGAUGUCAUCCUCAUGUGUUUUAGUAUUGAUAGUCCUGAUAGUUUAGAAAAUAUUCCUGAGAAAUGGACCCCCGAGGUCAGACAUUUCUGCCCCAAUGUUCCGAUUAUUUUGGUGGGUAAUAAGAAGGAUCUGCGAAAUGAUCCAGUCACAAUUAAUGAAUUGGCAAAGAUGAAGCAGAAGCCUGUAACACCUGAGGAAGGGCGUGCUAUGGCUGAAAAAAUCAAUGCUUAUGGCUAUUUGGAAUGCUCGGCUAAAACUAAAGAAGGUGUUAGAGAAGUUUUUGAAACUGGUACACGAGCAGCUUUGCAAGUAAAAAAGAAAAAGAAAACCAAGUGUGUUCUGUUUUGAAUGUUCUAACCUAGAACAAGAACCGAAAAUUUCAGCUUAUGAUGGAAACAAUUUUUAAGUCAUUUCUGUUAAAGGCAUAUCCUUACACGCCAAGUUUGUUUCAAGCAUUUCUGACUUGUGAUCAACCUGUUUCUUUUACUUUUUCUAAUAGCUGAUACAAACUGCAUUUGCUAAAUCAUUGUUCUGAUACUUAGUAAUUUUUAUUUCAUUCUUGAGAAAACAACUUAAAGAAGUCUUCCACUGCAGCUAAUUUGCUUAUUGUCUGAAAUGAAAGUGACAGGCUGGGAUUAAAUAUUGCUUACUAUGCAUCGCAUGUAUUAAUGCAUCUAAAACUUUGUGAAUUCCAAAUUAAACUCUACAUAGAACUAAUUCAGCUGUCAAUGACUUUGUAUGAACUGGAAAGUUUGUACUGCUGACUGUCAUCUUUCCAAUGCAGUGUUUUGGAAUAAUAAGAUUAAAGUUGUUUGUAUUCUACUACCAGCAUUAAAAAUUCAAUUAUUACACAAUUUUCCCAUUUGAGAUUUGUAUAUUUAGUUGCAAUAGUAAUAACUACUAAAUUUGAUUCUAUUUUAGGAAUAUAUUUAAAAUUUUAUUCUAAAUUGUAUGUUCUAUGUGUUAAAUAAAUUUUUUUUGUGUAAUUGUUAUCAGUAUUUUCAAUUUGAUAACAAUUAACUUAAUCAGUAAAAUAAAUAUCUAAUUUUUAUUUAAAUAGUAUGUGCUGGUGAUAUAAAAUACUAUUAAACUUUUUCUUUUCUGUAGACAGAGAAAAGUGAUUAUUUUUAAGAUUUUUAAUUUGAAUUUUCUCAGUAUAAACGUUCUCAUUUUUUUUAAAGAUCUGUUAUUAUGUAUUUUAUGUUCAAGAAUAAUACUCACUUUGCAUAUACUAAUAAUUAUUUUGCCUUGUUAACAUACGUAGAAAAGAUUUUUGCUAUAAUUUUUUUCAUUUUAAAAUUUGCAUAUUUCUAUCAUAAUAUUUAAAAUCUUUUUAAUUGGAAAAAUAUUUCUUUAUUGUGCUUAGCAUUCAAGAUUAUUGCGUAUGCAUUUUGUAAAUUAUAAUUGCUCAGCUUUUGACUGGUGCUAAUGAGGGAUUUAAAGAGAUAGUGACAAAUAAGUCUGUGCUAGCAUUGGAUCUCUUCUAGACCAAUCCCUAUACUAUUUUCUGUAUGUACUUUGUCAUUUGAACAAUUUUGCCACUUGCUGACCUUUGGUCAUCAUUCAUGUUGUAUAAGGCUCUCUUCCAUAAGUUGUAAUCAUUCUGUAAUUUGGGUUAGAAAAGUUUUUGAUACAUUAUUGGAAAUUUUUUACACAAAUAAAUGGAAGACAAUUAUUAGACUAUGUGUGCUUAAUUAGAUACCUGUUUUACCAUCAUUAUAAACUGAAAGAUUAAAAAAUGUUGCAGUUUAUUAUUGUUGAAUGAAGUAAACAUGUUUGUUUUAAACUGUUUUUAAAUACAUAAGCAUGAAAUUUUAUGUACUGUGUAAUAUUUUUAUGUGUUGCUGAUUAUAAUUUAUCUGUACUGAUUAUUUUACAGUAAGUUAAUUGCAUGAAGUAUUGAAUAUCUGUAGUUUCUCAAUAAAAAAUCAAAAAGGCAUUUUUGGAUAUAAUGAUUAUUCAAUGAGUAUCACCAUUAUAAUUUUAUAAAAGUGGAUAGUUUUAACAAAGCUUAUUACAAAAUUUAAACUUAAUGAAUUUUUAAAAUUUUAUUGAUAUCUAAAACAUUUAAUAUGUGUAUAUUCUUAUGACUUUAUACUAUCUAUAUUAUAUAAGAAGAAAGUUACAAAUUUUUAAUGUAGAUUUUGCAGAAGAAACUGAUAAAUAUUCAAGAAUUUUUACAUUACAGACUUUAAAAAUUAUAUUAAGUUAAUUUAUACUUUAUUUUUAACAUUUUAAUCUUUAAAAAAAGAACAAUGAAAAUAUAAUAGAUCAUGCUUACUUUGUAACUUCAAUAUCUGAUAAGUACAUAUUGUGUUAUUUUUUCAACAGCUUCAGUUCAUGUGUCACUAAUACAUUAUUUAUAGGAAUUAUUCCAUCUGCCUGAAUUAAAAAGCUUAAGUAUGUUUGAUCACAAAUAUACAGUAAGAUAUAAAUUAAGCAUUUUGUUAAACAGCAUGGAUAAGACUUGGACUCGAGCUCAUUUUAAAUUCUGAAAAAAGGUGUUUUGAUGUUCUUGCAAAUAUUUCUAGAACUAUCAUAUCCUUCAUAUUGAGACAAACCCUUCGUAUAUGUCCUGUCGCAGUUUAAUAUUGCUUGUUCUGGAUUGUAUUAUAUUACCUUUGUAUUCACUGCUAAUGGCUAUUAUAUAUUGUUACUGUAACUGUAUGGAAUUUUAUCCAUUAAAAUAAACUGUUCAAAAUGUUAAA
Molecule: messenger RNA, 3194 nt
Organism: Argiope bruennichi
Lineage: Eukaryota; Metazoa; Arthropoda; Arachnida; Araneae; Araneidae
Gene: Rho1
Product: ras-like GTP-binding protein Rho1
Exons: 1
Coding region: 256-834 (192 amino acids)
Biological process (GO): small GTPase-mediated signal transduction; cell migration
Molecular function (GO): GTP binding; GTPase activity
Source: RefSeq, a predicted model, not a curated record